AUGACAGAAUAUAUUCCACGUCGAGGUGAUCAUGUUUAUGCUUGGCGUAAAAUCGGAAUAUAUCAACGUCAUGGAAUUGUUGUUACGAAAGAAGAUAUUAUUACAACAUUAUCUCCUAAAUUAAUUCCAGAAAAGAUCGAAGAAAAAAUGAUUGUUGAACAAAAUAUUCAUGGAUUAAAUAUUGUUGCUUUAAAAGAAUUUCGAUGUGAACAUCCAUUUAAUUAUUUACAUAAUGUUAAUGUUGCUAGAUAUAAAAUAGAUCCAAUGGAUAAUUAUUUAAAUAGAAGUGGAACAUGUUAUUUAACUGAUAGGUUAUCUGAAGAUGUUAUUGUUUAA
Rotaria sp. Silwood2 is the source of this 336-nucleotide messenger RNA. NCBI's taxonomy places the organism in Eukaryota, Metazoa, Rotifera, Eurotatoria, Philodinida, Philodinidae. The record is from the annotation of a GenBank genome assembly.